AUGGCUGCUGCACAUGAGGAAGAAAAGGCUGCUGUAGAAAUCCAUACUGCUGCACUUGGGGACGAGUUGGCUGCUGCGGAAUUGUAUACUGUUUCACCUGUGGACGAACAGGUUGCUGUGGAAUUUCAUAUCGCUGCGCCGAAAAGCCUUGAAGCCUAUCUGCAAGAAUGUCGGGACCAUCUUUACGCGAAAAUGAAAAUCAAGACCAUUAAUCGCUGGCAAAGUAGUGCUUAUAUCGCCGAGUAA
Messenger RNA from Cylicocyclus nassatus, 246 nucleotides. The record is from the annotation of a GenBank genome assembly. Lineage: Eukaryota; Metazoa; Nematoda; Chromadorea; Rhabditida; Strongylidae.